Symbiodinium sp. CCMP2592 is the source of this 9411-nucleotide messenger RNA. The record is from the annotation of a GenBank genome assembly. NCBI's taxonomy places the organism in Eukaryota, Dinophyceae, Suessiales, Symbiodiniaceae.
AUGCCAAUCAAGCGCAAAUCCCUGGAGAAAGGCCGAAAGGUCAAACCCCUGCCAACAAAGACCACGGGAGGCAGCGCUGCCUUCACGGUGGUAGAUCCUGCUCGCACGGGAAUCGAUCACAAGCUCCUGCAGGAAUAUGCGAAAGAAAUGCGGCUUGUGGUGCGCAAGGGGAUUAUUUCCGGCUGUGCCAGCAUUGCCUACCACAAGGGCGAGGUCGUUCUGGCGGAUGCUGUAGGCUUGGCAGAUGUGGAGCGAGGCAUCCCGUUUUCAUUCGACACAUACUGUCGCAUGUACUGCGCAACCAAGCCAUUCAUUGCUAUUGCUGUGUUUCGGCUAGCAGAAGCUGGCAAGUUGGACCUGAACGACCGCUUGGACAAGUACAUCCCCGAGUUUGGAAAGGUCCUCGUUCAACCGGAAGGUGCAGACGCGCCUAUCGCGGCAAAGCGCCCGAUCCUGUUGAAGCAUCUCCUUUGCCACUGCUCAGGAAUUGCUUAUGCCCCGGAUGUGGACGAGACUAUUGAGGAUGAGAGUUCGCGGGCCUAUCUCCAGCUACAGCAAGAUGUGCAACAAAAGAGGAUCACUUCACUCGCCGAUUUCGCGCGAGGCAUUGCCAGAGUUCCACUCUCAGAUCAUCCCGGGAACUCCUACUGGUAUGGAUUUUCCUUUGACGUGCUGGGAAGAGUGUUGGAGGUCGUCGGGAGAAAGAGAUUGGACAAGGUUCUGGCCGAGACAGUCUUUGAACCUCUCGGUAUGAAGCAUACCAAGUGGGCUGUUCGAAGAGACGAGCUGCAAAAGCUUUCUGCUUGCUACGCUCAUAAGCCAACCUGGAAGAAGCUGUACGGUCAGACCAAGGGCCGCAUGCCAAGCGCUCUUCGCCCAAGCCUUGUCCGCAUUGAUGGCAACAAGGCGCGUCAGAGCCAUUGGCUUCAGGGACAAGAAUGCCGAGUUCAUUCUGGUGGCGGCUUCAUGGGCUACCUGUACGGCGGCCUAGUCAGCACAGUUGCUGACACGGCACGCUUUGUCCGCAUGCUGAUGCGGAAAGGGAAGUUGGAUGAUGGACAAAGGUUUUUGAGCUCCUCAUCUGUGACCGCGAUGGAGAAGAAUCGCAUGAAAGAAGGGGUAGACCCAGUCAACUACCUUGGCAACAUCGGAACCUACCGCAAGAACGGCACAGAGUAUGGAAUGGGCCUUAGCCUUGAGGCUUCAGAUUCGGAGAAGAGAGAAGGCCGGAAGUUGCGGACAUGCCCCGAGCUCGGAGCAGCAUUUUACGUGCUUGAUGUAACGGCAAGCGAGGCAGCCGUCAAAGCGAAAAACGGCGCUCUGCCCUCAGCUGGUCAUCUGCUGCAGAGCGACCGACCAAACGUGCUAGAUCGGAAUGACUCGAAUGUCCUGGCUAAAGGCAUCCAGAUGGGGGAGCAAUCUCGUCUGAAUUUGGACGACUUGCAGACGGAAGCAUCAGCGCAGAAGGUGGUGGACACUCGACUUGCUUUCUCCUCGAGCUGCUCGGGUGCUCUUUGGGUGCCUUUGCUAGAGAAGGCAUGGGCGCGGAUCAACGGUUCGUUCCAGGCAGCAGAGCGCGGUGAUUCAGCCGAGGCUGUGAACAAGCAAUCACAAAGCACUACCGCCUGCAUCCGGAAAGCGCCGGAAGUCAAUGGGGCGUCUCCUCGAUGCUGUCUGAGUACUUAUCUCCAGGAAACUGGGCCUCGUGGGCAGGCCUUGGGAUCUCUUCGCUCUUCUGGGGACGAGGACUUGACAGGACUCUACCUGCGCCUCUCGCAGUGGGACCGCGAAGGAGUGAAAGAAACUCACAACUUCUACGAUGUGUUCUCUACUUUCAUCCUUCUGUCACGAGGAGCCUCGUUCGCACGCCUGCCUUCUUCAGAAGAGGAGGUUGGGAUGGACCAGGUCCUACGAGCGCGUCUUCUGGAUUCCCUGGCCCGCUUAGGUGGCUACCCUGAGCGCUGUGGCAUUUGCAUAGCAGCAGAGGACACGGUGUCCGAGGGCAUCGACGGUCGCUUUCGGAUCGGUACCGGUGCUCGAGCAUCCUCGUUGGACCCUGCGGUGGCCCAACACGUGAAGCAAAGACUUCCUGCUGGCAAAUAUUGCCACGCACUGGCAUUGGACAGGCGCCAUUGGGACGACCUGCACGUAUCCCCACUGGAAAUCCAGGAGAUGUUCGCCAGGGAUGUCGUCCAUGGCCGACAAGUGCUGCUGUUGCGUGGCCCUUCUGCGCCUGAAGACAACGAGAUGCGAGCAGCGCUCCGCUUUGCAGCAUCUGUGCGAGCAGUGACUGUCAGUACUUCGAUGCUUCUCGGAGCUCUCGAUGAGAUGAUUGCGGACAUGGCUGAUCUGUUGGUUGGUAUCGACCUCUUACUGCUUCUUGGCCUGCCCGCUGGCUUUGGAGCUCUGUUGGCUGUGGAGCUCAGCUGCCGGUAUUCUGUGCAGGCACUAGAUGUGGGGCAGCUGUCCUUGACAGCACCGCCUGGAACGAAGCCGGCUGCUCCUCUUACGACGUUGGGCAGCAAAGACCAGACUCCUCAUUGGGAGCCGCAGCUCCGUCGAACACUCGGACAACAUAUUCCUCUGAACGGCCUGUGGGAAGUCCAAAUUACAACAGACACCGCCAGACUGCAAGACUUGGUGGAAGGAGCUUGGCGAAAGAUCGAGGUGCCCUUUGCACCGCAGUCUCACAAAGGUUUGGCCACGAAGGUUUCUGCGUCGGAGGCCGUCUGGUACCGCCGGAUGCUGCAUGUGCCCACGAGCUGGUGCACUAGUUUGGGGCGAACUCUUUGGCUUCAAGUGGAUGCUUGCGACUGGGAAUGUGCUGUCUACUUGGACUCUAAGCCGCUUGGGAUCCAUCGGGGUGGUUACGACGCUUUCCGCUUGGAGAUCCCCGGGCUUUCCGCUUGCUCCAAGCAGGGCAUCCCUGAGGUCAGAACACUUCUGGUCCGGGCUUGGGACCCGACGGAUGAGGGCUGCCCAUUCACAGACCACCCUCCGAUACCGUGUGAGAGCUGCUGUGAGAGUGGCUGGCAGCCGCGUGGCAAACAAGCCCUGAAGCCUGGUUCCAUCAUGUACACGGCGGUGACCGGCAUUUGGCGACAAGGCAUUUUUCUGGAGCAUCUUCCUGGCUGCCACAUCCGGAAUCUGCAUAUCAGGGUACGCAAGGAUGCGCCUCGCAAGCUUACUGUCGCCGUGGACGCGACAUGUGAGAAGCAGCUUUACUUGGAGGUGCGCGAUCUGAAGGGUGCACUCCUCGGAAUUGCUCGCGGCCCGUGCUGCGAGCUGCAUGCAGAACUCGAACAGGCACUGCAGCUGUGGUCACCUGAGGACCCUCAACGGUACGAAGCUCACGUAUCGCUGGGUGCCGACACGGACACCGACACUGUGAUUCGACGCUUCGCACGCCGAUUUGUUGCAGUCAAAGAUGGUCGCUUUCUGCUGAACGAUCAGGUCCUGUUUGUGCAUGGGGUGCUGUAUCAGGGCUACUGGCCGGAGUCGUUGCUCACACCACCGGACUCGGGAGCCAUCAGCCGUGACCUUGAGAUGAUCAAGGCCGCAGGCUUCAACACGGUUCGGGUGCAUGCUGUGGUCAUGGGGGAAGCUUUCUACGAUGAGUGCGACAAGCUCGGCCUGCUCGUGUGGCAGGACAUGCCAGCCGGUGACAUGCGUGCGAUGCCAACGUGGUCAGAAGGACGUGCGGUCGCCGAGGAAGAGAUCGGCACAGAAGCACAGAGGUUGAAAGUUCCCGUUCCUCGGUCGCUCUUUGAUGAGAUUCGGCGAUCACACGAAAGUCGAAGAGCCUUUGAAACUGAGCUGCAGGCCAUGGUCGGAGCUUUGUCGCACUUCGCUUCUGUUGCUGUCUGGGUGCUCUUCAACGAGGGUUGGGGCCAAUCGAACACGAAGGCAUUGGUGCAAUUUCUGAGGGGCCUUGACCCCAGCCGGCUGAUCGAUGCCAAUAGCGGAUGGAAUGAAGUCGAAGGUGGCCCGUUGGGUGACUUCGCAGAUCUUCACAACUACGAAGACAACUCAUCAAUCUUCGGGCCACUUGCAAUGAGCUUCCAGAACUUUGCCGCCUGGGGCUACACUGUUGGAGGUCGAGUGCCAGCUCUGGGUGAGUACGGCGGCUUGGGAUAUGCAGUGGAAGGCCACGGCUGGUCUUCCUACAAUUCGUGGGGAUAUGGGGAGAAGCAAGUCAACCGUCACCGGGAAGUUUAUGCCACUGCGCUGGAGAAGCUGCUUCUGCGACUACUUCCAUGCAUUUGCGACGGGCUGGGUGCUGCAAUCUACACUCAAUGGAACGAUGUUGAAACCGAAGUCAAUGGUUUGCUCACCUACGACCGCCACCUGAAGCUCCCAAUGGAGUUUUACCAAGAGUUCUCUCGAAUGGUGCAGGAGUCCGCGCACAAGUGCGUGUCUGUGCCCAGCAAGGUCGCCAGUCCUGAGCAAGACACGCAGGAGCAGGUGUGGUCCGCAAUGGAGACCGCAGCAAGACGAGGCCAGCCAAUGUGUGCCAGCUGUCAGGGCAAGAAGAAGAAAUCCCAAGUUCAGCAGGGAGAGGAAGGUGGGAUUCUCGGAAGCCUAUGGAACAUUGGUGGCGCGUGGAAAUCCGGAUCACAGCAGGUCACUGACAACGUGUUAAAUGAGGAUAGCGAGUACGAGGAGGAUCAAGUCGAUGAAGUGACUGGGCUGGUCGGAGCACACUGCUACACGGUCUUGGCGGCAAUGGAGGUCGCUGCCGACAAUGGGAAGAGCUGGUUCCGCAAAGAGCGCUGGGUUCGAUUGAGGAACCCAUGGGGGACCGGACGAUGGAAGGGUCCGGCGCCCAAGAAGGGCAGCCUGCCGUUCAGCUCAGCCGUCUUCGACUGCAUUGGGGAGAAGGUUCGGCGAGGUGCCGAACGGAGCGACACCCAAAAGCAGCAGGAUGCUCCCGAAGGCCCGGUGACAGAAACUGACCCGGGAACCUUUUGGAUGCGUUUGGCUGACUUCGUGGAUGAGUUCGCCACCGUUUGCGUCUCCGAAUACCGCACCGGCUACGUCUCCAGCAUCUUGCCGGUCCAGCCCAAGCAAACGUUGAAAGGAGCACAAACGCAGGUUUCUGCCACUUUGCGGCUGCUCGCAUCUGCUGAACGCACGCACCUGGGCGAUGCCAAGCCCUUGCAUGUCGUCAUUUCCGUGUUGCAAGACUCGGAUGAGCUGUUCACCCGGAACAAGCGCAGGAAGUACUCAUCUGCUCGUAUCGAAGUGCUUGAGAUCACGUCGCCAAUAGAUUCCGCAUCUCCCACGUCUGCAUGUCAAACCCAGGGAAGCCGACAUGUGGCGUCAUCCAGCUUCGGUGCGCAGCGUGAAGUUCUACUACCGGUCGAAAUGAAAGCAGGUACACACUACUUGGUGAUUGUCCACUGGUUGCAAGCGUCACCAGUGAGCAGCUGGAACCGCGAGGGCACAUUGCGAGUGUACGCCCCGUGUCCUGCAAGGCUUGAGUACGGCCCGGGGGCAUCCAUGGCAGCUCAGCGAGAGGCCUACGAAGCAGCCGCCAUGGGACCACGCGGUGCUUGUCUCAAGGAGGAACAAGGCGCUCAGCUGCGCUGCUGGAGUGACCGUGAGUCUGGGACUAUUGCUCUUUGCUUUGAUGCCUCGAGCGCCCCAGCCGGGCUGCUGGCAUCUCUGACGUGGAGAUUGCAGAACGCCUUGCUUCAGCCCAACUUCCCAAGCUGGGAGGGAAGCAUUCCAGUGGCUGGUGAUGAGCAACAUACGCAGCUUGUGGACCUGAAGCCCGGACAGCGUCAGCUCACAGUUGUGUCGUGGCUUGAUCCCUCGAAGUCGUUCUCGGCGAACUACUCCUGGCAAGCAACAGCAGACCCAUGCUCAGAAUGUCGUGCUCCCGUCGGCACCAGAGUGCCGGGCCGCUUCUCUGGAGCUUACAGAGUGCUGAGCCAGAGCGAUCCGGGAGGGCCAGCCACUCUGCAUGAGGAGUGCUUCGAAAAGUUCAUGAUGCGAGCUGCCCCGAGAUGCUUGCAGUGUUCUGAAGCUAUCGUGCGCAUGCCCGGCCGAUUUUCAGGACAGUUCUUUGCUUACACCGCGAACCAGCUUGGCAAUCACGCAGCAGGCCAGGUCCAUUCCGAGUGCCACGAGGCGUUUCAGAAGAAGUUUGCGAAGCCCAGAUUUGCUUACACUGCGGCCUGCACUGGUCUCAGAAACCCCGGCCGGGCAUUCGGGGAGCCCGGAAUUACAGUGCACCGCGACACCCAGAGGCCGGUGAUGCAGUUGGCCGGCCAGUUCAGUGGGAAGCAUUUCAACUACAAGGCAGGCCGCAGGGCGGCGCCCGCAUCCCGCAACUCCACUACUCAGCAGUUGCCGGCAGCAGCAUUGCUUUUCAGUCAGGAUGCACAUUUUGGGAAGCACGGUGCGAUGCUCGGAGCGGACAAGAGGAGUGUGAGCGGCGCAGUGAAGCUGAUGGGUCGAGGCAACGGACCUGUCCACGAGGCAGGAAACUGGAAGCUUUUCAAGUCGCCUCAAUGGGAAACGUGUGCAGUGCCAGUGCAGGAAUGUCACCUGUCCUUCCUGCGGAAGUGGAUACAUUUCACAAGCUCUGAGGCAAGAACGCUGCGCAAGGCCGUGGAGCAACACUUCCAGGCGAAGCCGAAGCCAGCCACCAAAGACUGGGCUGGUACUGGCGUCGCCCAGAAGUUGCAGAAGAGGGUCCUUGCUUCAGAGCACCUCGCUCGUCUGCUGAUGCAGCGCGUUGAAGGAACGGAGCUGCUGAUUCGAAGAGUGAAUCAGUCCUUGUUCCUGCUCACACGGGACCAGGAGUCGUUGAAAGUUCCUACAGAGAUCUGCGAGAGGAGGCUGCUUCUUCGGAGCCAGCGGCCGGAAGAGGAGAACGUUGAGGAUGACUUCCAGCUGGCCUUGGAGCGGGAAGAGCGUGUUCUCUCAUCCAGCAGCAGACACCUUGGUAGCUACAUCGAUGCUGGCGAAAAGUUGCUUGAUGCUCUGAUGGCCGCAAAAGACGAACUGGUGGCAGACAUGCAGUUCAAGAAGCAUGCACUGCGUUUGGAGAAAUCGGCGCUGCAAUUUGACCCUUAUCACGGCAAGAGCAAAGGCCCGCCUUUGCCAACGUUUACGAAGAAACCAGAGGUCGCGAAGCAACCGGUGGACUUGGCACCACCCUUCCAGUUGGAGCGCCCGCCGAACUCGGAGAAGGGCGGGGUGAUCAAGUUCACAACCAGCAGCGGGUCUCAGCUACCUUUCCUCGUCCGUCAACUUACGGACAGCGGACGAGGGGAGAAGGGUGUCCGUGUCGAUCAAGCCGUGCGGUAUUUGGGGCGCCUUCGCGCAUUGCGGUUCGAGUGUGACAACUACAACGCGGCCACUCGCCCGGCAGAUGCACAGCGCUUCUUGGAAUUCUGCUCCUCUUGUGGCGUUCAAGCUGGAGAACGCCCUGUCGAUUUGCCCGGUUUGGAUGAGCUUAUUCAAACCGUGGAAGGCGAGAUCGAGGAUUUGGAGAGUCUGAGGGAAGAGAUCGGCUCCGGUCAUGUGCAAUUCACAGCCCUGGCUGAGGUUUUUAUCCCGGGAAAGAAGGUGUUCAUGCAAGUGGAGGGUUUGAGCGAGCCGGUUGGCAUGACGGUAUUGCAGAGCUGGUACCAACAGCAGCAAACUCUCUUUGGACCGGAGAAGUCUUUCCACAUGGAGCUAGAAUUCUUGGCAUACUUGGGAUCCAGUUUCGCGCUCGUCAACUUUCAAGAGGUCAUGUCUGCCUACAAGGGCGUCCGAAGAUUGGAUUCUUUGUUCUAUAUAGCAAUGACUUCACAGGUGCUGGAGAAGCUGCAUCAGCGUGGCAAGAAGUACAGAGAUGCAGCCAUGAGCUCACCGUAUGUGCAGUAUUCGCGCGGCUCCUUCUUCGCGCAUGGGCGUGCGAAGCAUGCCACCCUCUCAGGGGGCCGCGUCAUGCUAGACACACAGCGUGGCCACGAGUACGGCCAUCAUGCUGCUCGUGGUGGAGACAACUGCUCUUUAGCUCUCCAGCAAGCGCUGCGAACCUUCAAGCUGCAGCAGAAGCACGGCACUGAAACUCUUCGCCUGGUUCAGGAUCCUCAGGAUUCCGAGCUUUGGAUGGCCUGGCCAGCCAUGGUUGGGUUUUCCUUCACUGCGAAGUGCUGGGGCCAAGUAUUGGUGGCAGAUACCUCCCCAAUUCAAUUCCGAGCAGAUGCAUUUCAACAGCUUGUUCUACCUGACGACACGAAGGAGAUCAUCCGGUCUGCUGUGCGGCACGCCGGCACAAGCGGCCUGGACUUCAUUGAGGGCAAGGGAGAUAACACAAUCUUUCUGCUGUAUGGUCCACCUGGCUGUGGCAAGACACUGACGGCUGAAGCUAUCGCUGAGAUGCUUCACAUGCCGCUCUAUGUGGUUACAGCUGGUGAUCUCGGCAUCAACGCGCAGGAAGUUGAGCAGAACUUGUCGCAGGUGCUGCACCUGUGCAGUGAAUGGAACGCCCUCACACUCAUUGACGAGGCUGACAUCUUCCUUGAGGCCCGGAGCUCCUCUGAACUGCAGCGGAACGCGCUGGUUUGCGUCAUGCUCCGGCUGCUGGAGUAUCACCAAGGAAUCCUCUUCUUGACCUCAAACAGGGCCAGCAACAUCGAUCCUGCAGUCAGGUCCCGCAUCACCGUGGCACUUCACUACGAGCCAUUGAGCCAGAAAGGUCGCGAGGCAGUUUGGCGGAACCUUCUUCAGAAACUUCCGCAUUCCCAAGCAGACCCUUCCAAGCUUUCACGCCAUGUGCUCAAUGGCCGGCAGAUCAAGAGUUGCCUGCUGCUCGGCAAUGCCUUGGCCGCCGAGCGUGGCGAGGAAUUGAGCGGAGCUUUGAUUGAGCGGGCUGUGGUUGUGGUAGCGGAUCGCACCGGAGAAGGCAGCGAAGACGUACUGGAAGAGCAUCCUCAGUCAUCUCGAAGAGUCUACAUGCCAGGCGUGCUGCAGACUACAACGGUUGCUGCGAUGCCCCGUGGCCGCACAAUACUGCAACAGGAUGCGUCGGGCUCGACUAUCGUGACGCCCAGGGUGUCGCGGGAAAGGCCUUUACAACCCAAAGACUCGUCAAGCCCGCUUCUCCCUGGCAGUACUGGGUUACCCAGCAGUAUCCUGGUGCCGGCAAGUCCGAGACUGAUCUCGACCAGCACAUCCACCAGCCUUGCGUCAGUGGCAACUCGCGGUCCGAGCAUCGGUUUGCGAAGCAAGCCCUCGCAAUCACAGAGCCUGUGGGAGCCGACUCAAAGUCAGCGGCAGCAGCGAGCUUCAUCGCAUCUUGUCUUGGGCCAUGAUGCAAACCCCUUCCAGCAGAACGGGCCCGCAUCAAGCGGUAUUCCGCCUGACGCCACGACGUUCACGGAUGCAGCCCCACAGCUGCACUCCUGA